AUGGAUCAGGUGUUAUCAGGCCUACAAGGCACGGAGUUAUUUGUAUACCUCGACGAUAUAGUUUUGUAUGCCAGCUCAUUGCGUGAGCAUAUUAUUAAGUUUAGCAAGUUAGCCGACAGACUCAGGAAAGCAAAUCUGAAACUCCAACCAGACAAGUGCGAGUUUUUGAAAAAAGAAGUCGUAUACUUAGGUCAUGUAAUAAGCGCGGAAGGGGUAAAGCCCGACCCACAAAAGGUCCAGGCCGUAGAGAAAUUUCCCCGCCCUACAAGCGCUAAAAACAUCAAACAAUUUUUAGGGCUCGCGGGAUAUUAUCGCCGGUUCAUACCGGAUUUUUCAAAGACCGCAAAGCCGUUGACAACCCUAUUAAGGAAAGAUAAAGCAUUUGUUUGGUCAGGAGCGCAGGAGGAGGCCUUCACGCAAUUACGUCAAGCAUUAUGUUCGAAACCGAUACUACAGUAUCCGGAUUUCACGCAACCUUUUGUUGUGACAACCGACGCUUCGGGUUACGCUAUUGGCGGCGUGCUGAGUCAGGGCACUAUAGGGAAAGAUUUACCGAUCGCUUACACAUCACGUCUACUGAACACCGCCGAAAGUAAUUACUCCACAAUAGAAAAAGAACUUUUGGCUAUCGUUUAUUGUGUCAAUUACUUUAGACCAUAUCUCUACGGGCGAAAGUUUACCCUUGUCACCGACCAUAAACCUCUCGUUUGGUUACAUUCAGUAAAGGAUCCCACAUCACGAUUCGUUCGAUGGCGUUUAAAAUUAGCCGAGUAUGAUUACGAAGUUGUAUACAAAGCUGGAAAAGCAAAUGCAAACGCAGACGCUCUAUCUAGAAACCCUGUUUCCCACGGAAUCUUCCCCUUAUCCCGAGAUAAACGAAACACGACACCGCUUCGUCGGUCCGAACGCAUUAAAAACCGACAGCCGGCUGCAAUAAAACCGUCACAAAACUUAAACACUGACCUGACGCGCCCACUUGAGCCAAAUGCGACCGAGAAAUCGCGCCCUCAAAAAGUCGUAAAAUUUAAUCUUCCCUCAGAAAUAGAAUCACUAUCCGACAGCGAAAGUGACUCUGAAUCAGACGAACCCCUCUCAGACCCUGCAAACGAACUGCCACUUCCAAACGAUGCUCAAAUAAUUGACGUACGCGACAAUCUACAGACUCGUAACGAUAAUAUCGUGAUCUUUACAACGCUCAAUGGCGAACCGUGCGAUAUCGGAGCGCGCAUCCUACGGGAAUCAAAUCAAUUACCGCGGAUAGAAGGAACUAUGGUAGGCCGCGCAAAGGUCAUUAAUUUAGGGAAGAAAAAUUUAAUCGCACUCAUAAUUGAAGAACGCGUCUCUGCCACUUUACAGUUAGAGACAUUAAAAGAAGUGAUAGGCUCACUUUGUGACGUAGUCAACGAGCUCCAGCUCAAAACAGUAUCACUAGCUAGAGGUCCCGUUAUCGAUAUCACCCGGAAUACAAUUCGCACCCUUCUGGCGCGAGAAUUUAGAGACUCUCCGGUCAAAAUCAUAAUUUGUUCUAACGAAAUAAAGAUUCCUUCGGAACAAGACCGCACAGACAUCAUCAAAGAAAAUCAUUGCUCCGCGAUAGGUGGCCAUAAAGGAGUCACUAAAACUCUAAAUAGAAUUAAAUACAAAUAUCAUUGGUCUAAAAUAAAAGAGGAUGUACAAAACUUUAUUCGCAACUGUCGUGAUUGUCAAUUAAAGAAAUUAGUACGUUUAAAAACCAGACAACCAAUGACUCUGACAGAUACCCCCAACAGCGCGUUCGAGAAAAUAUCCAUGGAUAUUAUGGGUCCUCUACCCAUGACCGAAGAUGGGUACAGUUAUAUCCUGACCAUUCAAGACCUUUUGUCCAAAUAUUCCCUCGCUAUUCCAUUAAGGUGUACCACCGCCUCAGACAUAGCCGAAGCGUUUGUAAACGAAUUUAUUUGUACGUUUGGUGUUCCUAAAGCGGUUCUCACUGACCAGGGUAGAAACUUUGUAAGCAGCCUCAUGAAAAAUGUGGCACGAAAAUUUAAAAUCAAACAAUGCAGAACCACUGCAUAUAGGCCGCAAUCGAACGGCUCUGUGGAGAGAUCCCACCAUGUUUUGUGUGAAUAUUUGAAACAAUUCGUCGAAAAGGAUAAUUGGAAUGAGUAUCUCAGGCUAGCGUGUUUUUCUUACAAUACCAGCGUGCACGAAGGUAUCUGGUACACGCCGCACGAGCUCGUUUUCGGGAAAGUCGCCGAAACUCCGUCAAGCGACCCUCCAUUAGACAUGGAAAAAAAUGAAACUUAUUCCCAAUACCUAAGCGACCUAUUCAAUAAAAUUUGCGACGUUCAGAAUAUAGUACGCAAAAAUUUAAUCAAUUCUAAAUUAAGAUCCAAACACUACUAUGACCGAAAAAUGCGACCGCAAAACUUUAAUAUAGGUGACUUCGUGUACAUGCUGAGGGAACCUUUGAAAAAUAAGCUAUCUAGCCAAUAUAUGGGACCUUAUAAAAUAAUUGAAGUAUUAGGAAACAAAAACGUUAAGUUAGAAAUAAAAAGAGAUAAAACGCGUACGGUUCACACCGAUAAACUUAAGUUAGCCGUAGGAAACAUCCCCACUCCUCCUUAG
Messenger RNA from Solenopsis invicta (red fire ant), 2607 nucleotides. RefSeq lists its product as uncharacterized. The record is from RefSeq and is a predicted model, not a curated record. Gene Ontology annotation, biological process: DNA integration. Gene Ontology annotation, molecular function: nucleic acid binding. The transcript has a single exon. Lineage: Eukaryota; Metazoa; Arthropoda; Insecta; Hymenoptera; Formicidae. Bases 1 to 2607 code for a protein of 868 amino acids.